AUGACCAACUUCCUCUCCUCCGUUGCGGCACACGCAAAGGCCCACCACGAGAGCGUCAACGCUGCCUACAACACCUACUACACCGGCUCCUCCGCAACUACCCCAUCAGCCUCCACACAAACAUCCCGCAACUCUUCCAUGGCGGGUCCUUCUUCCUCCACUCAGCGCAACCCCACCAACGCCUCCAAGGCAUGGAAGGCUAUCAAGCAGCACCACCGCGAGAUGAACUCCGCCUUCGCCGUCUACUACAGCCCCGGCAACUCUCCCUCCGCAUCCCGCAGCUCAUCCCUCGCUUCCAGCCCCAGGCAGAGCGGCGAGGCACCCCGCAAGGGCGCUGCUACUGGAGAGAAGGAGAUGGCUGCUGAGCUUGGCCCAAGGAACUACCAGAAGGCGUGGAGGGCUCUCAAGAACAAGGUUGUUGAGCACCACAAGAGCGUUAGCAACGCUUACGAGCAGACCUACGGCAUCCACUAG
Molecule: messenger RNA, 474 nt
Organism: Alternaria rosae
Lineage: Eukaryota; Fungi; Ascomycota; Dothideomycetes; Pleosporales; Pleosporaceae
Exons: 1
Coding region: 1-474 (157 amino acids)
Source: RefSeq, a predicted model, not a curated record